Messenger RNA from Mus musculus (house mouse), 7799 nucleotides. It is a transcript of the gene Tcf12, whose product is annotated as transcription factor 12. NCBI's taxonomy places the organism in Eukaryota, Metazoa, Chordata, Mammalia, Rodentia, Muridae. The record is from RefSeq and is a predicted model, not a curated record. The transcript is spliced from 14 exons. Gene Ontology annotation, cellular component: nucleus. Bases 3791 to 5500 code for a protein of 569 amino acids. Gene Ontology annotation, biological process: positive regulation of DNA-templated transcription; positive regulation of neuron differentiation. Gene Ontology annotation, molecular function: E-box binding; protein heterodimerization activity; protein dimerization activity.
CUUUCUUUCUUUUUUUUUUUUUUUUUUUUUUUUAGUUUGUUUUUGGGGGGUUUUCUUUUCUUUUCUUUCUUUCUUUUCUUUUUUUUUUUUUUUUCUAGACAGGGUUUCUCUGUAUAGCCUUUGCUGUCCUGGAACUCACUCUGUACUGUAGACCAGGCUGGCCUGGAACUCGGAAAUCCGCCAGUCUCUGCCUCCGAAGUGCUAGGAUUAAAGGUGUGCACCACCACUGCCCGGCAGAAUAUCUAUUUUCAAUCAACAGAAAAUGAAAAAAGAACAGAGACUUUUGUAGAGAAGCCUGGAAUUUGAAGUUUCCUGAAAAGUCCUUAGCAUAGUUGGCUUAACUGAAAAUAUUUUUUUCUUAAAUCAUCAAAGAGGUAAAUCAUUUACUUACCUAAUUUAGGCCUUAUAAAUAUUGAAAUAGCGAUAACUUUUCUUUUUUUUUUUUUUUAAGAUAAAAAGACAAUAAACCUUAGGCUGGGAAUCUUGGGUUUGCUAAUCAGAGCUGUGUGGCUCCAAGUCCCAGUCUCUUCAGGGUCUCUGUCAUUCAUCACGCUGCCUGUGUGCUCUGUGCUUCCCAUCUUGUGAUAACAUACUAGUUAUUUUAGGGUGUUAGACAAAAUGUUGUGAAUAUUAAGUCUGACCAUGACCUAAGUUCUUCUGCAGCAUUGUGGGUAGACACAAAUCAGGAUGAAGAAUUCCUAACAGUGCAGAACUCCUAUGCAGGCGGCAGGUCUGCUGAAAGUCAGGGUUGAAAAUCCGCCCUUUCUCCAGCUGAGUCGUUUUUUUGUCAGACUGAGUCAUAAGAUUAACCCCUGACAAGUUCCUUUAAAAAAGAAAGAAAGCAAAGAUGAAACAAGCUCAUUGAGUAGGGCAGCACUUGAUGGGCUAGAAACAUUCCCUGUAAGAUGAGUCGCCUAGGGAAAGGGGCUGCAGCUGUUGCAGAGACUGGGGAUUUGUUGGCAGGUCGGGGGAGGGGGUUGUUUGUUUGUUUUGUUUUUUUAAAUAGAGAAAAAGACCUUGACAUAGAAGAGAGUUAAUAAUUGUGGUAAAGAAAAUGACUAUCCAGCCGGGCAGUUCCUAAACCUCCUCUCAAUUUAGAUAGUAGUAUGGUGCUUUAUGGAGGAGGAGGUCUGCGGGGGAGGGGUGGGGGGUGGCUUUAAUAUCCUUUUUCUCCCCUAAUAUGAGUCUGUCUUAUAGACUGUCGCUGUCUUCAGACACAUCAGAAGAGGGCAUUGGACCCCAUUUCAGAUGGUUGUGAGAUACCAUGUGGUUGCUGGGAAUUGAACUUAGGAUCUCUGGAAGAGCAGUCAAUGCUCUUAACCACUGAGCCAUCUCUCCAGCAUGCUUUAAUAUCUUUUUAAAUUUUAUUUUAUGUAUAAUGGUGUUUUGCUUGAGUGUAUAUCUAUAUUACCACAUGUGUGUCCGGUGCCCCAGGAAGACAUAAAAGGAUGCCCUAGGAUUUAAGUUACAGAUGGUUGUGAGCCACCAUGUGGGUGCUAGGAAUGGAGACCAGUCCUCUGGAAGACCAGCCUUCUUAAUUACUGAGCAUCUCUCUAGCCCUCCCUUCUACAUUUAAACUGAACAGUAAAUCUUAACCAGUUGUUAAUUUUAUAGCUGCCCUGCCCGCCCACCAAAAAGAUUUGUUUAGUUUUACUUUGAUUUUGUUGUUGUUGUUGUUGUUGUUGUUGUUGGCCUGAUUGCUGCCCUCAAAUUAUUACAUUCUUGCCUCUAAAAUAAAAACAGGGGAAGAAAGUCUGUUUCCUUGUGUUAUAAUAGCCAUGGCUGCAUAGAGAUUUACAUUAUACUGCUUGUUUUACCAGCAAAGCUAGCAAGCACUUUCUCUGUUGAGCUUAACUUCUGCAGGCUUUUCUUUUCUUACUCAUUGUAAAAGUUAUUUCAGGCUAGAAAAGAAAACAACUGAAAGUUGUCAGUGCAUUGUGGCUUUCUUCUCCUUAUUCUCUCAUGAUUACUAUUGAAAACUACGUUGUUUUUUGUUUUUUUUUUAGUAAUUAAUAGAAGAGAGAAAUUUUUAUCUUAGAUUGAUUUUUUUUUUCAGUUUAGUUCUGUCAAAAGAGAACAACUUGUCUAUGAAAGACUAAAAUUUACUUGAAAGGUUUUAAGACAUGGCAUUGUUAAUUGUAAAUCAAAGCUUUUCACACAGUUCUCCAAGGGCUGAGGCAGGCUUUUGUGGUCCCUCAGGAGGGAGGAAGUUGCUUGUGCUCUGAGACUGGCAUUUAAUAGCUGCUGUGCAGUGAUGUUCUUUUGCAGCUGCUGCUAGGCCUUUUCUGUAUCUGGGGAGAGUGGGAGCGCUCAUUGUUGGCCUGAUGCUGUCAGCUUUUGAAUCCUGUGUUAGCUGGCCCUAUUGCCUGGUGCUGUUUAUUACUGUGACUCAAUCAGUAUGUUUCCUGAGAAUGGUGUUUGUUUGGGGUUUUUGUUUGUUUGAUUGGUUCAGUUUUUGUCUCUUACAGACUAGUCAUAGAAUAUUUCAAUGGAUUUCUGCCUCAUGAAAAGUGUGUUUUAAAAAGGUGAUGUGUCCCUUUGCACAAUCCUGCUGUUAUCUUUGAAGUACAGAGAGAAGAAAUAGUACAAAGAGGGUUUGAUGUGGGUAAUGAAAAAAUAAAGGUUGUUACUCUGUUUUUGUGGGUUAGAAUCUACACAAAAUGAUAAAUUGUAAGAGUGUUUUAGAUAGUAAAUUGUGUCUGUGUGAAACAUACUUAGAGACAAAGCUUCAAGUCUUUGACUUUAUAGUAUUAGCAAGAAAAAUCAGACAUUUUUCCUAAGAAAUGUUUUUAACAUGAAUAUAUAACUAUAAAUAAUGAUUCCAUAGGAAUAAGGGGAAACUUCUAGUAAGCCAUAUUUACUUUUCUAGCUAGAAUGCACCUUUUAUCUCUACACUCACCAGCCUUUCAAUCUUUAAAUUAUAACACUUUUUCCUGUUCCAUCACCAAAUUGUUUAUUACAUACUAGAUGUUCUAAAGAAUGCAUUCCUUUGUAAACUCUUCAUUAGUGUUGUGAAUGAGAAAUCGAAGGAACUUUAUAAAAAAUCUUUAUUCAUUAAACUUUUCCUUUUCAAGAAUGUCAUUUUAAGCAUAGGUAAUUUUUUUCCCAAGCAUAGGUAAUUUGUUUUGAAGAUAAUUUCUAAUUUUAAGAAUUUUUUUCACAAUGUAACAAAACAAACAACAAAAAGAAAAUUCUAAAACACAGUACGUUCUAGUCAGUGAAGUGGUCCUUAAAUGGCUUUCUCCAGGAAGUGAUUUUGAACAAGGCUUAACUGUCUGGAUCCUCCUUGUCCCCUAUGAUUCAGUGUUUCCAGUUCCUGAUUGCUUGAUCAUGUGUUUAUCAGAGUUGAAAGCAACUUUAGACCAUGCCAGAUGGUAAAGUAACUAGAGGUGUAGCAAGCAAGGCUUCCUUUCACAAGUGCACUAAUUUAAUUCAAACUAAAAACAGAUUAGCAGAAGAUUGUGCGCUCUCCCUCUCUCUCUCUCUCUCUCACACACACACACACACACAGAGAGAGAGAGAGAGAGAGAGAGAGAGAGAGAGAGAGAGAGAGAGAAUUGGUUUUUCUUUUGUACAUUUACCUUUAGGAUACAGUAUUUCUUUUUAUUUAAAUACAGUGUGUGACCUUUGUAUAUUUAUUUCAACAUUCCAAAGUUUGUCUCUUUGGUAUCUUCCACCAAUGCUAGGAUUUGGUGGAAAUUGAAAGAAGUUGAUUACAGCAUAAACCCUCCCUCUGUGCUCUGUGAGUUGGUUCAGUCCUAUUUUGCAUAAGUUCCUUUUGAGUAGUUCCAUGUGUGAAUGCAUAGUACUGAAGACUUGUGCUGCCUGUGUGGAUCUAUGUCUUGGAGAGAAGCUGUGUGCAUCAGCUGCAAAUAACAUUUUAAAAAUCAACAUGUACUGUGCUUAUCCUGUCCCUGGAAUGGGCAACAAUUCUUUGAUGUAUUACUACAAUGGGAAAACGGUAUAUGCACCAUCCCCAAAUUCUGACGAUUUCAACCGUGAAUCUCCUAGUUACCCAUCUCCCAAGCCACCAACCAGUAUGUUCGCUAGCACUUUCUUUAUGCAAGAUGGGACCCACAGUUCUUCUGACCUUUGGAGUUCAUCGAAUGGGAUGAGCCAGCCUGGUUUUGGUGGAAUUCUGGGGACCUCCACAUCCCACAUGUCUCAGUCCAGUAGUUAUGGCAGCCUUCAUUCACAUGACCGCUUGAGUUAUCCUCCACACUCAGUGUCACCAACAGACAUAAACACAAGUCUUCCGCCAAUGUCCAGCUUCCACCGUGGUAGUACCAGCAGCUCACCAUAUGUUGCCGCCUCACAUACUCCUCCCAUCAAUGGAUCAGAUAGCAUCCUAGGAACCAGAGGGAAUGCUGCUGGAAGCUCACAGACGGGUGAUGCACUUGGGAAGGCCUUGGCAUCUAUUUAUUCCCCUGACCACACAAGCAGUAGUUUUCCAUCAAACCCAUCAACACCAGUGGGAUCUCCUUCACCUCUCACAGGUACCAGUCAGUGGCCCAGAGCUGGAGGGCAAGCUCCUUCAUCUCCAAGCUAUGAAAACUCACUUCACUCCCUGAAAAAUCGAGUUGAGCAGCAACUUCACGAGCAUUUGCAAGAUGCAAUGUCCUUCUUAAAGGAUGUCUGUGAGUCUCGAAUGGAAGACCGCUUAGACAGGCUGGAUGAUGCUAUCCAUGUGCUACGAAACCAUGCAGUUGGACCUUCUACCAGUCUGCCUACUAGCCACAGUGACAUACACAGUUUGCUGGGACCAUCCCAUAAUGCAUCAAUUGGAAACCUCAAUUCAAACUAUGGAGGAUCCAGCCUUGUUACAAAUAGUCGAUCAGCUUCGAUGGUCGGAACACAUCGGGAAGAUUCAGUCAGUCUCAAUGGCAAUCAUUCGGUCCUGUCUAGUACUGUUGCUGCCUCAAACACAGAACUGAACCAUAAAACACCAGAAAAUUUCAGAGGUGGUGUACAAAAUCAGUCUGGAAGUGUUGUUCCAACAGAAAUCAAGACUGAAAACAAAGAAAAAGAUGAAAACCUUCAUGAACCUCCUUCAUCAGAUGACAUGAAAUCAGAUGAUGAGUCCUCCCAGAAAGACAUCAAGGUCUCAUCUAGGGGCAGAACAAGCAGUACCAAUGAAGACGAGGAUCUGAAUCCAGAACAGAAAAUCGAAAGGGAGAAGGAAAGGCGGAUGGCUAACAAUGCCAGAGAGCGCCUGCGCGUGCGGGAUAUUAACGAGGCGUUCAAGGAGCUUGGCCGAAUGUGUCAGCUUCAUUUGAAGAGUGAAAAACCUCAGACAAAACUUCUCAUUCUUCAUCAGGCCGUGGCAGUCAUCCUUAGUCUAGAACAGCAAGUGAGAGAGAGGAACCUCAACCCCAAAGCAGCCUGCCUUAAGAGAAGAGAAGAAGAAAAAGUCUCUGCUGCGUCAGCAGAGCCGCCCAACACGUUGCCAGGAGCCCAUCCUGGGCUUAGUGAGUCUACCAACCCUAUGGGUCAUCUGUAAACAUCAGCCAGUUCCAGAGUCAUCAGUAGGCUAAAUAGAAGGUGACCUCUCCUCAUAAGAUUUGGACAACUCAGAUUAUCUGAAGACACAAACCUGGCAGGAGGGAGAAGAAAAAGCAAAACACUUGAAACCAGAAACUCAUAUGUAAUCCUGUGAUCAAAGCAACUGGUCAGCACUUCAUCAGACGUGAGCAUAGGAAGCUCAGCAGAGACCGUCGGCCGUGAGGUGUUUGCAGCAUAUCACUCUGCUGUAAUCAGUGUGUCGCUUCUGCACAAUCAGAGACUGUCUCAUCUCUCCACUCAACGUGGAAGUUGCCUUGUGCCUAAACUGAAUUGACAAAUGCAUUGUAACUACAAAUUUUAUUUAUUGUUAUGGAACUGUGAGGUCUACAUAUAAAGGGAAAAGUUCAUGUGGGAAGCUGAUGUACACUCAGCUGAUGCCAGCAUUGUUAAAGCUGUUCACAGAGCAGUGGCAACCAUUGGCCCUUAGCAUUCCCGGCAUACCUGUUAGUGUCUUAAAAAGGAAGGGAGUCCUUUGUUGCCCUCUCCGACCUUCGCCAUAUGAAUAGUGAUUUCCAUGAAAUAGGAAAAAUAUUACUUCGUAUAGCAUUUCUCUCUUGUUUUUUUCACUCAUUUUUAUUUCCUCUUUGUGGGUGUUAUAUUUGAUCUGAGUCUGCAUAGUUUAUGGUCACAGUCCAGAACCCUCCUUGCAGUCCUGUAUGCUUUGUUCAUGUCCUUGAAGUGAUAAGCAGACACCAUCUGUGACCAUAGCCUAGCUAAUAUUUUGAAAGGGGAAGUUUUGUCCCCUGGAUUUGCCCCCAAAUAAACAUUGCUUUAUUUCUAAUAAUCACUAAGACUUUUCAGGCUUCUAGGUUUCAUAGUAAAGCUAUAAUAGCAAGAAGUGUAACUUACAAGGGAGAGUUUACUUUUUAGGAAUUGCUUUGUUUUCCGAGCAGUAAGUACUACACAAUAUAGUACUUGUAAAGUGUUAGCUGAUAAGUAAGCACAGAAUGCAUUCAGUACAAUACAAAGAUGACUUUUCCUGGUGAGUCUCCGGGACAGGCAGUGUGAUGAAUGCACUCAACCGCUCUGAGGCUAAUUACCUAUGGAAUCCAAGAGCAAUGGUCACGGUUCCUUACCCUAGCUUUACUUCUGUCCUUUGAGUUGGCUGGUCCGUGGGGGGUGGGGCAGGAGGGUGACUUAAUCACCUGCAAACCACCUGCCCCCACCCCAAGAAGAGCCAGAUUAGCACCGAGCUGUACCUGUCAGUCUGUCUUAGCAUUAUGCAUUAAGGCACCCUCUGUCUCUAAUCCCUUACAGUUGUUUUUAAGACACAGUAAUCACUUUAAACUUCCAUGAAAUCUGUCUUCCACCACAGCACCCUGGGAGAGAAAAACAUGCUAAGCGUGAUGGUCUUGGCUAAGUAACUCCUUAAAGCCAAUAGCAGUGGCAGUCUGCACAGAAGAAAAAUCCCAAGUCGUUCUGUAACUUAGAGACACCGGAGAAUUUUGAAAGAACAAAAACCAUGAAGACAGCACUUCAGAUCCUCCAUCAGGACUCUGGUGAACACGUCAGUCUUUGGCGAACUUAGUGGACUUAAUUUGUAUAUGUUCUCCAGUUAGAUCAGACUCUAUCUGUGGCCUUGUUCUUCAUUUCAGUGUUAAUCAGCUAAAACAGCAGUUGUUGCUAUGAUGUGUGAGUGAACAUAAGCCACUGCCUGGCCUUUUUUCUUCAGAGCUUGUCGUCUUUUUCGCUAUAUUAGACUUUGCAGUAUGCCCAGAAGCUUUCCUUCAUAAAAUAGAAAGAAAAAAACAUUUGGCUUAUUUUUCACUGUAGCUAGUCUUUUAUACAAUAAUCUUGUAAGAAAAUUUCUUGAAUUCUAAAUAUUACUCUUUCUAGAUUUUUGAAAUCAAAAGUUUUCAGUAAAAAGUUUCUUACUUUAUUUUAUUAUAUUAGGUAGUUAAAGAAAAUGUAGGGUUAUUUACCAUAACCUGUUCAUUAAUAUCAGAAAUUUACAAUAGCAUUUUAAGAGCAUAGUAGGUUCUAGCAUACCAUGUAGUUCCUAUGGAGUAUUGUGAGAGCGAAUUGUUGGAGAUGAGCUGCUUUUCAUCUUGUUCUCCAGUUUCCAUUGUUGGUUUAUUGCAGAUUUGUAUUCUGUGUCAAAUUCAAGGUAUUAUUGAUAAACCUUUUCAACCAGCAGCAAGAAGUUCAAAUUUCUUUUUUCUGUCGCUGUAACAGAAAACACAGUAUGUAUAUAACAUUUAUGUAGCAAUAAAUGUGCCAUCCUUUUUUUUAACAUA